This is a messenger RNA of Oncorhynchus masou masou (cherry salmon), 6560 nucleotides long. Its product is annotated as fibroblast growth factor receptor substrate 2-like. The transcript is spliced from 7 exons. The coding region runs from base 378 to 2300 and encodes 640 amino acids. Gene Ontology annotation, cellular component: cytoplasm. The record is from RefSeq and is a predicted model, not a curated record. Gene Ontology annotation, biological process: fibroblast growth factor receptor signaling pathway. NCBI's taxonomy places the organism in Eukaryota, Metazoa, Chordata, Actinopteri, Salmoniformes, Salmonidae. Gene Ontology annotation, molecular function: fibroblast growth factor receptor binding; transmembrane receptor protein tyrosine kinase adaptor activity.
CCCCGGUGGUCGGGAAAUGUCAAAGAGAGGCCCGUGCUGCAGCAGGGGGUGCGUAAAUAAAAUAUAAACAACAGUUUAUUGCUUUAUUUUCAGAUAAUUUAUUUUCCUUUCUUAUUUAACAAGUGUCAUAUACAAUACUAGCAUCAGAAACCGACGCGUAUCUGACCAGCUCUGACAACAAUUUGCAGUCUUGAUCAUUCUCGUCUCGCAUAACAAUCCUUGCCAAACAUGAGGGAGAAAAUAAUGCUCCUGUUGCUGAUGUCCAUCCAACCUACGAGCUCUCUCUCCACCAUGACACCCAGCAGAGGACUUUGGGAUUGACGCUGGGAUCACUCCCACUGAUGGCCUGGACUGGGUUUCAGCUGUCCUGCUGAGCAAUGGGGAGCUGCUGGAGCUGUCUAUACAGAGACCCCAUACAAGACAACCAUCUCACUAAAUUCAAGGUGACCAAUGUGGAUGAUGAGGGGAAUGAGUUGGGUUCUGGGACCAUGGAGCUCACCCAGACCGAGCUCAUCCUACACACACGCAAGAGGGACGCCAUCCGGUGGCCCUACCUAUGUCUGCGGCGCUAUGGCUACGACUCCAACCUCUUCUCAUUCGAGAGUGGCCGGCGCUGUCAGACUGGACAGGGGAUCUUUGCGUUUAAAUGUUCUCGUGCGGAGGAGAUUUUCAACCUCCUCCAGGAGCUGAUGCAGUGCAACAGUAUCAAUGUGGUGGAGGAGCCUAUGAUCAUGACCGGCAGUGGACACGCACGAGAGAUAGACAUGCCUCGAACACCACAGACACCGAACACUCCAUCAUUCCCCAUCCAGGGUUUUCCCAAUGGGUAUCCGGUGUAUCCCAUGAGAGCUGAAUCCUCCCAGCCCUCUGUAACUGACGAUCCCCAUGGCCACAGCCUCAUGGGCCUGGAUGACCAGGUUCACACCUAUAUGAAUACUGUUACUGUGGAUGGGGAACUCUCCAGUCGACACUGUGUACACUCUCUACCUGAGGUGCGGCCCACCUCCUUCAAUGAGUCAACCCGAGGAGCCAUGCCUGUCGGGGGCCAAGGAGGUGGGAAGGCCAGCAUACACUGCUGCCCACUGGAGGAACAACGCAAGGAACCCCAGGUAUUUCUCCAGCCCUCCUCUCAGGAGGUCAAAUUCAUGCUGGGACCCACCCCUGCACAGCGCCACCUGCUAGAGAGGGAGAGGCACGGGGGCCACAAUCCCCAUCUCAUGCUGCCUGUAGAGGGCACCACAGGCUCAGAGGCAGAGGGGGACGAGCCUCCUCUGCACUUGUGCAACUCCCACUCCUACCACCACCCUCACUAUCACCAUGUGAUGCACCGGCACCCUGGCCAUGAGCACCAGGAGGGCUGCCAGGGCAGCCAGCUCACCUAUGAGAACAUCAACGGCCUGAGAGGGGGGCGCCGGAUGAGACACAGCCCCAGCAGUGUGUCCCAGUCUGUGGGCUCCAGCAGCAGCAGUAGCACCACCGGAGACAGUCACGCACAAUCACACCCACACCCCCUCCAACCGCACCCCCACGGCCCAUCCUCUCUGCCACCUCAGGGGUACCCUUGUGAGCGGGGCGUAGGGAUGGGCGGAGGUCACCGGCGGACAGCUCUGCUCAACUAUGAGAACCUGCCGUCGCUGCCACCGGUGUGGGAGUACCGUGCCCUGCAUAGAGACGAGGAGCAGGAUGAGGAUGACGAGGAACAGGAUGAGGAGGAGUACGAGGAAGAGGAAGAGGAUUUUGACGAGUACGAGUUUUCAGAGGGUCCUGGGACACCCAACGGGUACCACCAGGACGGGCUGGGGAGGGGUGGGAUCCACCGUGACGCCCUGCAGAACUAUGUCAAUACAGAGCAGGUCCAGCCCAGCCGGCUGCGACAUGCCUGCCCCCCUCACCUCCAGACCUGCCACCCCCAGUCGGAUCGUGGCGGACGAAUAUUCAGCUUUGAUUUCCGUAGGCGGCCGGGAGGAGGGUUUGGUCGGGGAGAGGGCUGUGAACACGGUCAUAUGACCCCAUCGAGGCAGCUCAACUAUAUCCAGGUGGACCUCAAUGCAGAACUGCCAUGCCAGGCUCUCGGUGGGGGUGGAGGGGAAACCCAAUCUCAGCACCAGCCACUACAGCCACAGCACCAGCGCCUGCCACCCCUCAAAUGUGGCUCCCAGCAGGCCCCACGGCGCAGUGACUUCUACGCUGUGAUCGACCUGAAGAAGACAGCAGCCAUGUCCAACUUGCAGAAAGCCCUCCCCCGGGACGAUGGGACGUCGAGAAAGACUCGCCACAACAGCACAGACCUGCCUCUGUAGACGCAGUGAGGAGGAGGAGACCGAAAAAUGAAGGGAGGGAGAAGAGAGAGAAACAGGCUUGGUUGGACAGACUGGUAUAAGUAACUCAGCAGCACACUGGACCCCUCACUCUCAUCCAGCCAUCCGACUGUCCUUUUCUGUCCUGUUCUGUCCUGACCUGACCAGUUGGAUCAUAUACAGGUACCUAAUUAGAAAACUAAUUGAAACCUAUCCGUACAUAUUCCACUUGAUGGAGCGAGAUUGGUUUGAAGUUGCAAUAUUAUUAUGGGUCACUUUCUGACUGUGGUGAGAUGCUGUCUGAGUUAGCAGCAGAAACCUUGGUCGUGGUCUGCUGGGUUUAUGGUUAAAGCCUUUAGCUGCCAUUGUUUUUUGGUCUUCAUUCCAUUAUCAUUCAGUGUUGUUGUUUUAUUUAUUUUACGUCCCUGUUUACGAACAUGGACUACUAUCAAGUACAGGUUUACUAGUCCACAUUGUUAAAUUGACAGAACAUUUUCUGAUAUGAAAAAUAGUUUAUUAUUCCUUCAAUUGUAUUCUAAUAAUGUGCGUUCUUCACCUCACAAGCACUUAUUUUGGCCCAGUGACUGAUAGAAAGGACAGAUGAUGAUAUAUAUUUAUAACUAUCUGCCUUCAGGAAUUAGUACAGAUCAGUACAGUUUGCACAUAAUCCUUUGGAAUUGUAAAAUCGUAGAUCCUAUCGAGUAUUAUAUUUUGAGUCUAAAAAAGACCUCACAGCAGAUUUCUUUUUUUUAUGUUUCAAUUUUCUCUCUCCUCAAGAUUAAAUAUACAUUUUUCAUGUUGAAAUUGUAUUGAAAAUGGAAAUAAUAGUUGUCCUUCAUAUAAUGAUAGUGUGUUGAUAGACGUUCAGCAUCCUCUACUGCCCCCCCUACACACAGAUUAUUGAAUUGACCUCUGACCACAUAUCAUUCCCACUUGAAUAAGGAAUCCAUAUCUAAUUCCUAAACUAUGCUUACCUUUGCACUUUUUACCUUCGGGAUCAGACACUGGCCACUGAUGUCCCCACAGUUCAGAAUCCCUCUGCUCUGGAGUAACAGUAAGGUUGUGCUUUGACAAACUCCUUAGAGAUGGUGAUGUCAUCACACAUGCCCAAACUAUGUAUGGAUGUUGUUGUUUUUGCAACAUUAUAGAGACCAAUAGCAACUGGAAUUUUUCAGAGCAGAAUUUGAUAAUGGCUUGAUAAUAACCUCACAUAAAAAGUAGGUCUUCUUGUUUACUAUUUUAGUAAGUAUCAGAUUGGUAACUGAGGGUCUGAGGGGAAUAUAUCACUAUAUAAUGAGGAUAUUAUUUUAUUUAUUCAUUCAUCGAGAUGUCUAUAUUGUGAUUGUUUUGCAAAAAAAUGUGACGACUAGUUUUUCAUAAUCCAGUCAGUUGGUGAUUUGGAGACCAAAGUAUCACCAGUCAUCAGCAGACUGUCUGUGACGCCAUUGUAAUACCAUUGUUAUGCCUGUAAUUAAUAACCUUACAUUCUGAAGAAGACUGUAUUAACAUAUUAAAGUGCCAAAUCUUUACUGUUACCUCUAUGAACAUUAUGAAUCAAAUCAAUGUUCCAUUAGGAUUUGUAGAAGAAAACAUGAGGGCUAAGAGGCAAGAAGGAGUGAGCCUACAUGUCAAAAACAAAAGAAAAGUUGGAGUUUAAGUGCCAGUUUAUUAGGUACAUCUAUCUAGUACCGGGCUUGACCCCCCUUUGCCUCCAGAACAGCCUGAAUUCUUCUGGGAAUGGAAACGUUGCUCAAUUGGUAUCAAGGGAUUUUGCAUGACGCAAAAGGAACCGGGAUUUGUGGGAUCAGGCGUAAAAAAAAUAAUAACUCCUCAAUUUUCCAGUGUGCCCAGCGGGGACGCUUCUUCUUGUUUUUUCUUCUUGUUUUUAGCUGAUAGGGGUGGAACCCGGUUUGGUCGUCUGCUGCAAUGGCUCAUAAGUGACCAGGGCCGAUGAGUUGUGCGUUCCGAGAUGCCGUUCUGAACACCACUGUUGUACUGCCCUGUUGUUUGCCUAUUUGUGGCCCCGCCUGUUAGCUUGCACGACUCUUGCCAUUCUCCUUUAACCUCUCAUCAACGAGCUGUUUUCACCCACAGGACUGCCACUGACUAUAGAUGUUUUUUUUGAAAAGCCCAGGAUGCCGGCCGUUUCGAUCAUAUCACGCUGAAAGUUGCUUAGGUCACUCGUUUUGCCCAAUUCUAACAUUCAAUUGAACAGUAACUAGAUGCCUGUCUGCCUGCCUUAUAUAGCAAGCCACGGUCACGUGACUCACUGUCUGUAGGAGCGAACCCUUUUUGUGAACGGUGUGGUGUACCUAAUAAACUGGCUCUGAGUGUAUGUAUCAAGAGUAGGAGUGCUGAUCUAGGAUCAGGUCUCCCCUGUCAAUGUCACCAUAUUCAUUGUGAUCUAAAACGCAGCAUUCCUACUCUGUGAUUCUUGAUACAUAUGGCCACAGGGUUUAAAUUGUUAACCCUGUGUACUCCUCCUCAUGAAUCUCUCUAGCUGAUUCUUAACUGGGCAAGAAAGACACAUUUCACCUCAUAGGCUAGGUUAUAAAUCGACAGCCAUAUUAGAGUGAAACAAAGGAUUGGUUGGAUCUAUCCAGUCAUCACAACUCUGCUGGUUUUAUGCUGCUAUAAACAUAUUGAGACAGUAUGUAAGCUAUUUGUCACAGAAGUUCAGACCGUAAGAAGAGGUCGGGGUGGUAGUGGCUGUGCAGGAUUGUACACCAUAUUGUUUAGUAUGUGGAACUACCAUUAUCUUAUUCUUCACUCAAGAUCACUGCAUAUGGGCUACCGGUAUGGAAAGAAAUUUGUUUUUAAUUCAAGGAAGUUGUAAUUUCUCAUUUCCAUUUCUUAUUUCUAGGCCUGUGAUAAUCAUCCUACCAAACCUUGUUUUCAUUACGAUCUGGCUGUCUAAUCUGAAGUAAAGUGGCUGAAGGUGCAGCACAGGCCUAGCAACUAUAAUCCACAUAACUGUAUUUCAUCUGAUGGAAAAAGAUAUGUAGGUCUACUCACUGUGGGCAUUUUUCAGACAGGGAUAUGUCCAUUUGUACACAUCUUUUCAUGGUACAUUUUAAAGGGUGUUUACAUUUCGCAAUAAUGGUUUAAUAGAGUUGUAUUGAUUGAGAUGAGGUUUAUUCAGUCCAAUGUGUGUGAGGUUUGAGGUGUGUUGUUGAUGGAUCUGCAGGUCUGUUGUACUUGAUCCCUAUUUUUAUGUGAAUCGGCAUUGUAACUAAGUCCUUCCUCUGUCAGGCCCCCUGUUGAUAAUAAUACAGCUUUAUUGUAUACAUGCUUAAAUUAGAAUGUGGAAAAAUGCAUGUUUCUGUUUUCUUGAUUGUCUUAUAUACAGCAGAUGUGCGCUUAUUUUACACUUGACUUAACUGUGCCAUAAGGGACUGUUGCCAAGCUUUCUGCUAGAUGUGUGUGGGUGGCUCUUGAAUGUUGAAGCCUUUUAAAGGGCCAGGUUAGGUAUCAGGAGGCAUAUGGCCAAGAUAUCUGUGUACUGUAUUUGACUGUUGAUCUAGGCCCAUUCAUUAGUCAGUCAUUGAUAUCAAUUUGGUACACAGGAAUAGUACCUUAAGAUGUGGAAGUGUACCCUACACUAAAGUCAUACUGUAUCUUGUUAUAUCAAUGUUGUCACAUUGAUGUACCUUCAAAAUGAGAGAAAAGAUUAAGGAUUGGCCAGUAGUGCUAAGCGAUUAGUCGACAUUUCGGGUUUAUGUUAAGUUUUUAAUUAACAACAUAGGCUCAAUUAUUUUAAUUCCAUUUCGUAAAUAUUUUUACUUGCUCUUACCAGAGAAAGAUGCCAAAGCGAGAGGUUUCACUGUCGCCAAAAUAUGUCCAACAUAAGCCCAAUUCCUUUCUAUGGCCUUAUUUAGGACUUAAGCUUGUCGCCUGCUUUACGGGUUUUGGGACAACGACACCCAUUGUUAGUGCGGAGACUUCAUUACGUAUUGAUCUCUGGCUCAACUUGGGGUUUGUCUUCAGAGAUCAAGUAUGAACUGUGCGACGUUGCAGGGAGGGGGUAAAUAACUACAAUGACCAGAAUCCUUUGCGCCUUCAGCGGCCUGUUCACAUUGGUUCAAGCCUGUGGGACCGGCAGAAUUAGAAGAAAGAGAAAGACCGAAGUUCAUAGAACGCUUCACGAAUGAGGGAACAGUUGUUUAGGUAUCUACCCGACCGACAAUUAAUCAAAUCAAUUGAUAGUUGUUAUUCAUCAGUCUUAAAAGUGUGCCUUAUCUACUUAUUUUUACUGCUCUAAUU